Molecule: messenger RNA, 1320 nt
Organism: Knipowitschia caucasica
Lineage: Eukaryota; Metazoa; Chordata; Actinopteri; Gobiiformes; Gobiidae
Source: the annotation of a GenBank genome assembly
AUGCCGUUCUUCUUUUAUACGUCAUAUCCGGGUUCUAUCCCAGACGCUAACAACAUGAACGAGGUCGUGAAGAUGAAAAAGAACCGCCAUGUGGUGGCGUGGUACAACAAGGCGGAGUUUGACCACGUGCGGGAGCAUCUGUUCUCUGGUGACCCGAGCCUGCAGAAGCAUUCACUGGGCAGGAUCUCUGCGUGGAAGUGCCGUCUCUCCUCCAACACUCCGGUGGCGAUAGGGUUGACUGCUGACCUGGUCCGGUGCCAGGUGAUGGACAGACGUGGGCAGCUCGAUGGACACGAGCUGGUCAUGGUUUAUGGAACUGCUAUCGUCAGAUUUGUCAACCUAAUCACUGAGAGACAGCAGGGGAGAGUGGCCCGGUCACUACGCCACCUGGCAGGAAAGUUGAACAUCCCUGAGUGGAUUGUGAAUAUGAGACACGACUUCACCCACAAUAAGCCGCCAAGUCUGAAGUGGUGCAGAAAAGGCUGCAAGACAGCCCUGGAGUGGCUUCAGCAGGAGUACUGGAACAGACAGCUCAACACUGCAGCCUGGGACUCAGAUGGGGAAGAAGAUGAUGGGUGUAAGGACAACAUGCGGCAGAGAGACAUGGAAGCGUACGGAAAAGCCCGCGAGCUCCUCAUAUCGUAUGAGAAAGAGCAAUACCAGCACCAGGCGUCUGAAGGCGGAUACAACUCUGAGCAGAAUUGGCCCAGUCCUUUCGCCGACAUGAGCUGGCUUCUGGCCGAGAUCAAACAGUGCGCUUCGGACUCGUUCCAUGUGCUUCUCGACGCUUUGCUGGAAGAAGGAUUCAUGCUGAGAUGGCAACAGCUUCUAUCUGCGUGCAUGGAUGCCCCUUUCACUAGCACACCGCACCUGCUCAAACUAAUCUUUGACGACAUGGAUCACCCUUUGCCAGUGGAAACGCAACAUAAUCUGAUCAGGCUCUCCUCCAUCUACACGCAGCAGCCUGAAAGUGCUCUGCUGCGGAAAGACGCGACCAUUUACACAGUGGACAGUUUGCACGAGAUGCAGCGCAAGCAAAGACGUGAGCGCGCAGAGAAGAGCAGCGUGCACCGUGAAAUGUCAGAAGGGAAAGUUCCAGGACAAACUGAUGAUCCCUCAUAUUUAAUGAUUGACACCUACUCCCUCAUGAAGGCUUCGGAUCAACCGGUCGAGGUGGAGAGCCACAGCUCGCUGAAAACAACGCUUGCACUGAAGUUUGACGGAGGGCCUGAUGAUCGGGUGUAUUCUCAUGUUAUUUCUCUGACUUGGAGUCGGAGAAUCCCCAUCUUCUAUAAUCGGAAAAACUCGUCAUUGAAAUGA